AUGGAUCCAGCGAAGGGCAAAAGUCACAAGAGAGGCCCUACAAGCAGCCAGACUGACAGUGGUCGUUCGAAAAAGUCACGGUCAAGUGGGUUCGAUGAUGUGUGCGCAGCUUUCACAUCCUACGUACAGGCAAAAACAGAACAUUCACGUACACGAUCAAAUGAGACAGAGGCUGUAAGUGCAGGUGGUGAUGAGUAUUCCAUUGAUGCAUGUCAAGAUGCAUUACUAGAGCUUGGGGACAUACCACCGGCACGAAAUAAUAUGUCAUCCGACACAGAAAACAAUGCAAUGGAGAUCUCAUCAGAGGAGGAUGAGGAUUGUGUCGAUACUAUCGAUGGCACAUUGGUGGAUGCAUGGGUCCCUGCUUCAAGACAAAAUAUAUUCCGCGGUCGCAAAUCUACGGUAUCGCAAAAUGUACUCACAGUUUGCAACUUCAACAUGUUGUUCACAUUUAUUAAUUCUGGAUGGGGAGGUAGCGCUCACGACAACGCUAUUUUAGUUGACUCUAUUACAAGAGCUAAUCUACAAUUCUCACACCCACCCCAUGGCAAGUAUUAUUUAGUGGAUGCUGGUUUCACGAACAUGCCUGGAUUUCUUGCCCCAUUUCGUUCCCAACGCUAUCACUUGCAAGAGUUUUAUGGCCGUCAUUAUUCAGGACCUAAGGAAUUGUUUAACCAUCGAUAUUCGUCGUUACGCAAUGUCAUAGAAAGAACAUUUGGUGUUCUGAAGAAGCGAUUCCCAAUAUUGCAGUCCAUGCCAAAUUACAAGUCUAUAAGACAAGGCCCUCUCGUGAUUGCAUGUUGUGUAGUGCACAAUUGA
Camellia sinensis is the source of this 819-nucleotide messenger RNA. The record is from RefSeq and is a predicted model, not a curated record. NCBI's taxonomy places the organism in Eukaryota, Viridiplantae, Streptophyta, Magnoliopsida, Ericales, Theaceae.